AUGCGGUGGAUCGGUUACGUGGCCACAAUUCUCUGGUGGUCGGGCAUCGCCAGGUCCCUCAGCACGGUGAAUCGAGGUCACAGUUACAAGAUCACCCCGAAACCCUGCAGAGUGCCGGGCGCGGAGUCGAAGGAAGGCACGUGCAUGUUCGUCUGGGAGUGCAUAAAGUCGGAGGGGACGCACGUGGGCGUGUGCGUGGACACGUUCAUGUUCGGUAGCUGUUGCGUGCACAAUUCGACGACGAACUCGAUCGCCGCGCCCCAUCAGCAGAACCACCACCAGCACGCGUCCUCCUCCGACCCUCUGAGACCGACCCUGGCGGAGGCUUUGGGCAACGAGGCCACCAGACCGACGCUGACGUCGCUGUCCAGCUUCCUGGUGACGGACACCAGCACAGCGAGGCCGAGUCACCGUCCAUCCGAGACGUUGGACACUUUCGGGGGGUCCAGCAGACCUCACAAGCCUCUGUCGUCCGAUUCCGGCAGGCCACAACAGAAGAGGCCGCACUCGAAGCCAACCACCGACCACAAGGACAGGAUCCAGACCUCGGCGGUGCCGAAUUCGUCGAGCUUCUGGGAGAAGGGCUCCCAGAGCACGAAGAGACCCGGCGCCUCCGAUCUGUGGGACAAGGGUAAUCAGAGUACGAGGAGACCUGGGACGUCUGAUGUCUGGGAGAAGGGUAGCCAAAGCACCAAGAGACCAGGCACCCCUGUUCCCUGGGAGAAGGGUAGCCAGAGCACGAGGAGACCUGGGACGUCUGAUGUCUGGGAGAAGGGUACUCAAAGCACCAAGAGACCUGACGUCUCUGAUAUGUGGGAGAAGGGCAACCAGAGUACCAAAAGACCGGGUACUUCUGACGUCUGGGAGAAGGGUAGCCAAAUCACUAGGAGACCAGGUACCUCUGUUGCCUGGGAGAAGGGUACCCAGAGCACCAAGAGCCCAGGUGCAUUUGAUGCGUGGGAGAAGGGUAGUCAAAGUACGAGGAGACCAGGGACGUCUGAUGUCUGGGAGAAGGGUACUCAAACCACGAAGAAGCCAGAUGCGUUUGAUUUAUGGGAGAAGGGUAACCAGAGUACGAAGAGACCUAGUACCUCUGAUCUGUGGGACAAACGUACCCAAAGCACUAAGAGACCAAGCGAUCUUUGGGACAAGGACUCCCAGAACACCAAGAGACCAGGUUCCCUCGACGUUUGGGAGAAGGGUACUCAGAGUACGAAGAGACCAGGCUCCCAGAACACGAAGAGACCAGCGUCCCAGAGUACAAAGAGACCUGGCACUACGAUCUACUGGGAGAACAACGUUCAAAACACGAAGAGACCGAGCCAUCACGAGAGUCAGAGUCCCCAACAGAAGACCAGGCCCGACGAUAGCCAACACACGGUCGUCAAGGAGAAGGACACCACCCACAAUGGGUUCCAGAGUCACCAUCAGGGUUUCAAGGAUAAAGUGGACACGGGUCACAACACGUUGGUGGUAAGACUGCCCGGGAAAGAGCAUGCGUCAGGCGAGGACGAAGGGAUCAGGCCUAACAGGCCGAGCAACCAAAGACCGUUCGAGUCGAGACCCGACGAGGGGAAGACCGAGGACGCUGAUCUCAGCGGGCAGGAGUCGGUGCAUCACCCAAACGUUAAUUCGCUCGAAGAAAACGAAACAGCCAAGGAACCUCACUCUAAUCUGAACUUUAUUCACACGGAGCGCCCACAGUGGGCGACGAAGCCAGUAUCGCCGAAACCGACCACGGAUUUCUCUAAACCGUACUUCUCGAUCAAGACUACCACUUAUCGGCCCGUCUCGAUAAACGACCAAACGAACUCGAGGCCAAAUUUCGUAUCGAAACCCAGUAGUUCGUACACGUCCAUGAAGACAACAACUACCAAGCCGACCUACUCCACUGGCCAAUCCACCACCAGCGCAGCCGGAUCCGUACCACAGACCUCUCACUGGCAAGUCACCACAGAGCCGGCGUUCGUCACGAAACAGAGGCCGUCUUCGUCCACGAAGCCGAUGAGUUCCCUAGAAACCGCUAAACCGUCGAGCGGCAGCUCUUAUUUCUGGUCGGAGAACAGCUGGACGCCGCCCAGGCCGUCCUUGAAACCGCACUGGACGGACAACCCUAGUCUCCUUCAGAACGGCCCUGAAGGAUUCCCGCCGCGACCGAGUUUGAAGCCUACGGAACCACAAGAAAUCACGGAGUUUCACAAGCCCCUCGGUUCGGCGCACUACAUAACGACAUCCCACUUCGAGACGUCCGCGAGGCCCAGACCCACCAAGAAGACCACCACGUCGACUACCACCACGACGACAACCACUACUACCACGACCAGCACGACGACGACGACCACGACCACACCGAAACCGGACACCACCGUUUCCACCACCGAGACGACCGCCAAGACGGGCUCGGUGCUGACAGUGUCCGCGGCCGACGAGAGCAAAGGCACGCAGUGCGGCGUGCCGCCCCUGUUUCCGCGGCCGGAAACGAGGAUCGUCGGCGGCAAGGACGCGCCGUUCGGUCGAUGGCCUUGGCAGGUGUCGGUUAGACGCACGUCGUUCUUCGGCUUCUCGAGCACCCAUCGUUGCGGCGGAGCGGUGCUGAACGAGAACUGGAUCGCGACGGCGGGACACUGCGUGGACGACCUGCUGACUUCGCAGAUCCGGAUCAGGGUCGGCGAGUACGACUUCUCGUCGGUUCAGGAACGACUGCCGUACGUGGAGCGCGGCGUAGCGAAGAAGGUGGUGCACCCCAAGUACAAUUUCUUCACGUACGAGUACGAUCUGGCGCUGGUCAAGCUGGAGAGCUCGUUGACGUUCGCGCCCCACAUCUCGCCCAUCUGUCUCCCGGCCACGGACGAUCUACUGAUCGGCGAGAACGCGACUGUCACCGGCUGGGGGAGGCUCAGCGAGGGUGGGACCUUGCCCUCGGUGCUGCAGGAGGUUUCCGUGCCUAUAGUGAGUAACGAUAGAUGUAAGUCAAUGUUCCUGAGGGCUGGUAGACACGAAUUCAUACCAGACAUAUUCCUGUGCGCCGGAUACGAGACGGGAGGUCAAGAUUCAUGUCAGGGAGACUCUGGCGGUCCUCUUCAGGUUAGAGGUAAAGAUGGCCGCUACUUUCUGGCCGGGAUCAUAUCCUGGGGAAUCGGUUGCGCCGAGGCGAACCUGCCAGGCGUGUGCACGAGGAUCUCGAAGUUCGUUCCUUGGAUACUGAAGAACGUGACCUGA
Messenger RNA from Colletes gigas, 3219 nucleotides. Its product is annotated as serine proteinase stubble-like. NCBI's taxonomy places the organism in Eukaryota, Metazoa, Arthropoda, Insecta, Hymenoptera, Colletidae. Gene Ontology annotation, biological process: proteolysis. The record is from RefSeq and is a predicted model, not a curated record. Gene Ontology annotation, molecular function: serine-type endopeptidase activity. The transcript has 8 exons. The coding region runs from base 1 to 3219 and encodes 1072 amino acids.